Mesocricetus auratus (golden hamster) is the source of this 1342-nucleotide messenger RNA. RefSeq names its product lysozyme C-2-like. Gene Ontology annotation, molecular function: lysozyme activity. Bases 4 to 525 code for a protein of 173 amino acids. The transcript is spliced from 4 exons. Gene Ontology annotation, biological process: defense response to Gram-negative bacterium; defense response to Gram-positive bacterium. NCBI's taxonomy places the organism in Eukaryota, Metazoa, Chordata, Mammalia, Rodentia, Cricetidae. The record is from RefSeq and is a predicted model, not a curated record.
AGGAUGACGGGAGUUAAAGGAUGCUUAAAUACCGUGACCAGGUUGCUCUGGGCAGCUGCUGAGCUGAUUCCUGGCAACAUGAAGGCUCUCCUUGCCCUGGGGUUCCUUUUGCUAUCUGUCACUGUCCAGGCCAUGGUCUAUGAACGCUGUAAGUUCGCCAGAACUCUGAAAAGUCAUGGAAUGGAUGGCUACCUGGGAAUCAGCCUGGCAAACUGGGUGUGUUUGGCUGAGCAUGAGAGUGGCUUUAACACAAGAGCCACAAACUACAACCCUGGACCCCGAAGCACCGACUAUGGGAUAUUUCAGAUCAACAGCAAAUACUGGUGUAAUGAUGGCAAAACCCCAGGAGCAGUGAAUGCCUGUGGGAUAUCUUGCAGCGCUUUGCUCCAGGAUGACAUCACUCAAGCCAUACAAUGUGCAAAGAGGGUUGUGAGGGAUCCACAAGGCAUUAGAGCAUGGGUGGCAUGGAAAACUCACUGUCAAAACCGAGAUCUCAGCCAGUAUGUUCGGAACUGCGGAGUCUAAUGCUGUUUGCUUUCACUUCAGCUUAAUCUGUCUCUUUCUUGCUAUAGAAGUAGGUACAGGAAAAGUCACAAAUCUUUGAAUUCCCAUUCAGAAAAGUAGGAUUUAAACAGAAACAGGGGCAAAAUUAAGACUGUUUCCUAAGAGGCUUCAUGCUGACUAAUGUCAUCAUUGUUCAAAGUAAAGCCAUAAUUUUUUGGUUAAUCAAGGCAGCAGAUGCUGGGGACAGUGGUCCAGCACUUUGACCCUCACACACAUCUCUAUCCAUCAGUUCUUCACUUAUGAUGUAAUUCACAUUCAGUUUCAUCUGAAUUAAUCUCUAUAUUCCCCUGGGUGGAUAGACAUACAGCAAAUAUUUACAGGAGGCAGUAGAUCUUGGAGAAAAUGGAAGUUGUAUGAGAUCCCAGGCCUUGUGUGUGGGCUCAGCAACUAGGCAGAUAGAACAGCCACUGUGUGGGGCAAGGUGUGUUUGUAAGGAAACAGAACUCUGAGUGGAUAGACCUGUGACCCCUCAACUCAGAAACUUGUUGUCAUGACAUGUGUGACGUUCAUAAAACUAUGUUCUUAGAGUUGUCCCAAUUAUACUGCUUAAAAAGUAAAUCUUCAGCUCAUGUCAAAGUCUGUUUUAAUCCCUGGUAGAAUGUUCCCAUGCCUCUUUCAGACCAUGAGGCGGUCAGGACAGAUUAAUGACUGUGCUACUCUUAACUUUCUUAUAGUAGCUUCUUGCAUAGGAACCGGCUCUGAGACAGAGGAGCUCGAUUCAGCAAAACUAAGCGCAUUGUGAAAAACUACAAAAAGACAUUAAAUGAUUUUCAUUGCA